Messenger RNA from Penicillium riverlandense, 1986 nucleotides. RefSeq lists its product as uncharacterized. The transcript has a single exon. The record is from RefSeq and is a predicted model, not a curated record. The coding region runs from base 1 to 1986 and encodes 661 amino acids. NCBI's taxonomy places the organism in Eukaryota, Fungi, Ascomycota, Eurotiomycetes, Eurotiales, Aspergillaceae.
AUGGGCAACUCGCAAUCUAACCCCAACAAUGAUGAAUCCCGCCGCGCCAACCGGCUGUCCAAACCUCUUACUCAGAAACUCAACAUCGAUCCCAGCUCGACGCCUCAUCUGCAUCCCCCGGGUAACCCUCCCGAGCUCGCGACGGGGUUGAUCGGAUGGCAGAAUCCGUGGGUGGCUUCCCAUAUUUCUCAUGCUUCGUCGGGGACCAGGACUAGCUAUUAUCCUAAGCCCCGCGACAUUCCCCCCACGGUCUUUGAAGCAGAGGAUAUUCCGGAGAUUCCUGAACUUCCGGAACGUUCUAAGAAGAACGACAAGGAGCCUCGGGACCUUGCUGUGUUUGCGCAGAAUUUCGAUCAGCACCCAUUUGGGGCCCGCCCUACCUAUCGAUCAAGCCCGCCUUUCAACCGGAGAGAUUCCUAUCAGCCAGAGGCUACCAAUGUCCCUUCGGAGCCGGAGCCAGAACAGCCGAGGCGUCCCAAUUCAAUCCAGACUCCUCUUCCCCGGCACCGAAGUGUGAUCUACGACAGCAAGAUUGAGGAUGUAUCCUCAUCCAACACUCACUUCUUGGUUGACAACCAGCGAUUCUCGCUGACUCGACGGCGCUCUCUGUUGACACGACCUGGUGUCGCUACAAGACGCACGACGAGCGCCAUUCGGCGGAUGCCAUCAACCAUCGGGGAGCCGGAGAGUCCUGAAGAGAUAGAGGCCAACGUGAUGCAGUGGCCAUUGCCGGCUCGUCAACGGCCGCCGCUGCCCAUCCCACCUCCGGCCCGACCCACAAGCCCAAUGGACUCUCGGUAUACUCAACUUGGAGCACUUAAACUGGGAUCGCUGCGGGUUGUCAACGGCUCGUCACCCUGCCCGAGCGAACGCAUUCCUCUGACUCGACCGUACACAACGGGCCCUGGACUUGGCCUGGAUCAUGUGGAGACUACGGACGCGAGAGGAUCCGCGCUGAGGAUCCGGCCUCUGGCGGACGUCAAGAAAGCGGACGACACCCCGGGCAGUCCCUUUUCAUUCGAGAAAUCGCCCACAAUUACGGUUCAGUCACGAUCGAAGACCGCGUUUCCGGGAGAGCAUGAGGAUGAGGGAAUUGCCAUGUGUGAUGAGGUGAAGACCUCUGAGAGUGCGAACAUCCCGCUAGAGAAGACCACUACAGAGUCGAGCAUCAGUCAAAAGACCACUCAGUCGCUGAACAAAUCGGACAGCGGGUACAGCUCCGCGGCUUCGAUUGGCUCUCAGCAGCGUAGUCGAACCCGAGAGUCCAUUGAUUCCCAGACAUCCGUCUCCUGUGGCGCAGACAGCUCCAAGAACGUGCCGGUGUCCAAUUCUCAGAGCCCUGACCGAGAAUCUCGGGUACAACGCCGCCUGAGUCUCCAGGAAGUCCACGCGAGGAACUCCUCCCGACCACAGCUCGCUUCUUCAUCGCGUGAUGAUCCCACUCGCUCCAUGAUUGAACCCGCAAAUGGACUACGCGGACGACGAUCUACUGUUUGCGGUCCCCGCUCUAUGGAGGACCGUCGACCGUACAACAAUGCCUCUGUCUUUCCUAAUGCUCCCACGGGGCCGACCCGAGGGCCAUUGUAUGGAGACUGGUGUCCCAUCAAUCCUUUCGAGGCUGGCUACGGGCCUGGUUCAUCACCCCCGGUCCCAGAGAGACACCGCCACCAUCAGCUUCCCAUGAACCGGUCACAUCGCGCUCUCUCCGAGCACAACCAUGUCCAUGGAGAAACCGAUGCUUGGGACUCCCGAUCCCGGAGCCGGAGCAGUCGAACAUGGUCUCAGAAGCCGGGGAUUGACGUUCCCCCGCUCCCGACCAUCCUAUCCCCCGGCCACGGGCAGUUCCCCGAGGAUAUGGAGAUAGAGGUGCCCGAGUCGUAUCGAGGCCGGCCUCGAAGCCGGAGCCAUGACUAUCGCCGGCGGAAGUUGAUGAAGGCCCGUCCGUCGGAUCUCCAUAUGACGACGUCACCUUUUGUGCUGCACUGA